AUGACUCUAAAGGAACUGCAACUCGUGCACAAACCAUCAAAGACUUGGGCAACUAACCCGGUUGGCACAAUGGCCACGACCGAUCCUUACUUGUUCUCAUCUGGAACAGGUUCACUCUUGUCGGACUCAAUUGUAUCCCAUCUAAGCCCUCUGCGCAAACUGUCCGCCAAUUCCAGUUUGUUAAACCCUUCAGUUCGCCGAUGGUGGUUUAGUCGUUCUGCCUCGUCUUCGCCACUCAAAUCAAAACCAUCUCCAAAGCGUGCCUCUGUAACUGCACUGACAAGUCCCUGUAAGACACGGCCUACACGACCAUUACCGUCCGAUGAUCAGGGUCGGUUAGACUCACCUGGAAAACGGAUACGACAACGUCCCAGUACGCGUAACAAUCGAUGUUUGCGACGCAACUCCUCUAAUCCAAUCGAUCCGUUGCUGCCCGUUGAGUUCAGCCUUGAUGAAGGUGCCGAGUUCCAAGCCUGUGAUUUAUGUGAGCGACUUUGUCAACAAUCACUCGAUGCAUGGAUAGAUCAUUUAGGUGAAUUUCAUCCGAUCCCCGCGAAAUGGCCCAGUGCUCGAGCUGAUUCACUUACUGCCGAACAAAAGCAUUGCCCAUACAGUGCAGUUGUCGGAUCACAUAAACGAAGACGCCCACACAUCAUUCCUCGUCCAUUGAAUAGCUUUAUGAUUUUUGCUCAAUAUCUACGUCGAGCUACUCUUCAACUUUUCCCCGAUGCACACAAUGUACAUCUAAGUCAACGUAUCGGUUUAAUUUGGCGUCAGUUAGACAGUGACUUGCGGGAACUGUAUGCGACCGAAGCGAAUCGUCUCCAACGUCUACACGCGAUCGAAUUUCCGGACUACAAAUAUCAGCCGAAAAAACGCAUUCGCGAUGCCGAUCCGGAUGCAGGUGGUAGUGCUGCUGCUGCUGCUGCUGCUGCUGCUGUCCCGUCUACCGGAACAGCAGUGGUGAGNGUGGUGAGUACGAAUUCGACCAUCACAACCUCGAGAAGCAGUACGAAUUUUGGAAAUCAGACAAAUUUUGUCUCCACGGAACUCAUCAGUUCACCCUCGAUCCCGGUCAAUUUGGGUUCCACGUCCGAAUGGAAUGACAUCGGCUACGAUAGCCCAGACGGGCCUACUUCGUUUGUUGAGCAUUAUGCUGAAACUCAACAAGUCGCGUCACUGGCGAACAUGCGGUACAAACUUUCGCGAUCCGCAUCUGUCACACCACAGCUAGUCAAUAUAAAUAGACCACGUGUGGCCUAUGUGGUACAUUCUACCGAUCUAGUAAACAAUACUAAUGUGCCAUAUAUCCCUAAUACUUUGUUGUGUAUGACGGAUACGGAUUAUGUUACCAACUAUCAAGAAAACUUUGAUCCGUGCCCUGGGAACCCAGUUGUGGACUUACCAAUGGUCCCGACGAAGCAAGCGAACGAAACUUUAACCGCACUGGUGUCUGAGAAUCAACUGAAAGUUGAGCCCGAUUCUGAACCCCGUCGAUCGUCCUCCUUUCUUAGUGUCUUGCCCAGUCCGAUCGAGACGGGUCCACAGUCCGUUACUGAGUGGACACAGGAGAAACCUCGACCGAAGGCUUUGGAAGAUUUGCUCAAUGCCCCAUCUCUCUUCCAACCGGAUACGAACAAUCUGAGAACUCUUCAGCUGGAACCACUCACUGUGGUGACUCAUGUCUCUCCCGGACUGAACACAGUGCUUGAAUCAAGUGAACUGAGUCAUUCCAAACUGAAACAGGAAGACUGUGAUCCGCCAAUGCACAGCGAUCCAAAUCCACUCCCCGGAUCAUUGACCUCGUCACUGUCCACCAUUUCUCCUGACUCUUCACUUGGACAACAAGACUCAGUAUCUUUAGCCUGUGGCACCUACUGGGAUCCACAGAAACGUUCAGAUUCAACCACUGCCGUGGUUUUACUCCCCACGAAACCGAUGUCGUCACAUUUGUCCGCAAAAGACAGCACUCGUACUGCGCAAUACUGUCCGAACAUCACGUGGAAUAGUUCAGAAGCGAUGAAUGCAUUGGGUGAUAUUGCCAUGUUGAUUGAGAAUGGACUGCAUGACUCCCGAGGAAACACAAACAAGGCGGCACGAAUUGUACCGUGUUCUGUUUCUCCGUCGCCAAUUGUGUUGAAGAGUGAAGAGGUUACUGGUGAUAGUCAGACGGAAUUUGAGAAUAUCGACACUUGUGGGACAAGUCCAUCUCUGGAUGAUCUAGGUCAACUCAUUCUGUUCGGCGGUCAUUCGCAGCAGUCCAUCAAUCCGGGCGGAUCACCGUACCGCACGAAAUCGCGAGAAUCAAUUGCGAAUGAUGAGGAAGGGGAGCACACUGCGCGAGAAUCAACUGUGGUGAACACCUCAAAUGAAACACGAUGUUUACCGAGCAUUAGCUCCUGGACAUUUGGUGGUACUUUGAGUCGAUAG
This is a messenger RNA of Echinostoma caproni, 2430 nucleotides long. Lineage: Eukaryota; Metazoa; Platyhelminthes; Trematoda; Plagiorchiida; Echinostomatidae. The record is from the annotation of a GenBank genome assembly.